This is a messenger RNA of Phytophthora infestans T30-4, 846 nucleotides long. RefSeq lists its product as uncharacterized. The transcript has a single exon. The record is from RefSeq and is a predicted model, not a curated record. Bases 1 to 846 code for a protein of 281 amino acids. Lineage: Eukaryota; Oomycota; Peronosporomycetes; Peronosporales; Peronosporaceae.
AUGCGUUUUCGUCUCCAGUGCCUACUCCUCGCGCUGUACCCGCCGACGGACAACGCUGCAGAUCGCCGCAAAUUGAAGGCAAGCGCGCUCCAAGCUCGUCUGCAGUUGUUGAGCGCCUUCUUCGAAGAGAUGAGCUACUACGGGAUGCUGGCCGCGUUCGAAGACACCGUCCACGACAAUCUCAUGUGGUUCGGAGGCAGGGCCGCCAAGCACGCUAGUGGAGCUAACGACGACUCCAAAUCUCGUGCCCAAGAAGACCUCGGUGCCCUGUUCAAACGUCACCGCCGUCGGUACGAUCAAGUUAUCACCAACGCCCUCGAUCCCUUCGACGUGGACAACAGCGGCUACCGUUCCAUCCCUGAACUUCUCGAGACGAGUCAGGCGAUAAACCCUACUCGCCCCAAGAACCUGCGACUUUCGGACAAGGCCCGGGCUCGCAUCGCUCUAGACGUCUCAGGCAGCAACCCUCCGAAAGGAAGCUGGGUCGGAAACCGAUCUUCUCUCCGACCGUUCUCUCCGUGUGACUCAAGUCGAAGUCGCCACGCUGCUGACUGCCAGCAAACCCGUGAAAGUGCACAACGAUCGACCGUUCCAGGUGUCCGAACAAGGGGAAGACGAUUCCGACUUCGAAGAAAACGGAGUGUUCACCGCCCUGAAACCGUCCCCGCCCGUCAAGUAUCAGCCUUCAAGUUCUCUCACCAAGCAUCUAGCGUACUACUUGGGACUCUCAUCCGACGAAGAGGACCAGGAUCAAGAAGAGAGCCACCCAGGCAGCGACCACGACGACGAAGAAGACAAGGAAAAGGUCCAAGAAGACACCAACUAAGACGCCGACGACCAAGAUGA